Messenger RNA from Annulohypoxylon maeteangense, 1268 nucleotides. RefSeq lists its product as uncharacterized. The transcript has 2 exons. The record is from RefSeq and is a predicted model, not a curated record. NCBI's taxonomy places the organism in Eukaryota, Fungi, Ascomycota, Sordariomycetes, Xylariales, Hypoxylaceae. Bases 141 to 1268 code for a protein of 375 amino acids.
GGGCUGUAACAUUCCUGGUCGUCGCUGGUUUUUUUUUUAUAAACCACCUCACACAAAAUAAAUUUGGAGCUCAUCACUCUUUCGACAAGUAUCAUACGUGUAGGAACGAAUCGCCGAAUUAAUAGAUAUCAUUAUUACAAAUGGCUGAUAAACGCCUUACCGAUGGGCAGCCCAUUUAUACUACGAGUGGGAAAACAAGACUACAGCUGGAAAGGGAAAAUCAAGCUCUAUGGAAGAAGUCUGAGGAUCUUCGGAGACUUCUUGACCAUCUACCCGACAAAGAUGCACGUAUCCUCGAUACAAAUUCCGCACAAGAACUUGCGGGAUUACAUAAUCUUAUACACAGGGUGGCGGCUAAAGUAAAUCCUGAAGUUGAUGGACCUAGGUUUUCGCAGUCAUUCGAUAAAAUAGAAGGCAAUAUUUUCAGACUGGCCAGCGAUUGGAUGAAGACAUAUGGAGAUGGUACACCGCGUAACAAAGUUUCCGCGACGAGAUCUAAGGCGACAGAAUGGAUGAGAAGAUUCCCGGAUAUUGUCAGGCUAUCUCGAUACGACCCGAACGGUACGCUAGUAAUUCAAGCUGCGGUUACGCGAUGGUUACACCUUGAAAUCUUUUCUAGGGAUUUAUCGGGAAUUUUCCCAAACGUGGAAGAAUUGUUCGAUGCUUUUUUCCUAGAGAGGGUAGAUAAUCCCAAGCGAUCCGUGCUGGAGCAAAGACGAUGGUAUCAGUUGACCUACGCAAGCAUAGUAGCCCAUCCAGACUACCCACAGGCGCGUGAGACUCGAGAAACGGAAUUGGCAACAGAUCUUGAGCAGCUCUUUUCCUUCUUACACCCUGAUGUCGAAACGUAUCAGCGCGUGCUUUCAGAUAUCAUCAGACCUGCGAUGAGCCUCCAGGAGCGAACGGCCCUCACGGUACAGCAGCCCGCACUCAAUUUUUACGACAUUCCGACGAACCCUACGGCUGAAUAUCUUGAGCAAUUCGCAAAUACGGCAGUUGCCGCGCUCACGUGCGUGGAUGCUACUAAUAAUCAUCGUAAAAUCGACUUUACCGAGGAAAAUAAGGGGGCGUUGGCAAAGACCGUGUUGCCAAUUUGCAGUCUAAGUCCUGUUAUCACUUUUAGAGAAAUAGAGAUGCUUGGGGGGGUAACCUUAUCUCAUCGUGGAUUCGUCGUGUGUACCAAUGGAGACGAAGAAACCAAAGCAAAGCACUUACUGGGGAUCAAGCCUAGCAUCUUCUACGAGUGUCUUGUACCAAACCAAAUCUAA